Messenger RNA from Sugiyamaella lignohabitans, 2784 nucleotides. RefSeq names its product Put3p (gene PUT3). The coding region runs from base 1 to 2784 and encodes 927 amino acids. Gene Ontology annotation, molecular function: DNA binding; zinc ion binding; DNA-binding transcription factor activity, RNA polymerase II-specific. The transcript has a single exon. NCBI's taxonomy places the organism in Eukaryota, Fungi, Ascomycota, Dipodascomycetes, Dipodascales, Trichomonascaceae. Gene Ontology annotation, biological process: DNA-templated transcription; regulation of DNA-templated transcription. The record is from RefSeq and is a predicted model, not a curated record.
AUGGGCAAGAAAGAUAAACCCGGGAGCUUGAAUGGCGAUUCCAAAGGUGCCAACUCAAAUGCUAAUCAAAGUGGACCCCGUGCCAGUAUAGCUUGUGAGAGGUGCCGGAGAAGACAUAUUAAAUGCGAUGGCGAAACCAUUUGUACAAACUGUAAGAAGGUCAAUGCUGAAUGUGUUUAUGUGGAAGGCGAUAAGAAAAUUGUCAUUUCACUUAGAUUUUUACAAAAACUUAAACGAGAUAAUGAAGGACUACGAAAGCUAAUCGCCCACUACCGUGGCUUAUUGAAUGCAAGUGGGAAUGCUCAGGGCUCAGAGCCUAUUUUGGAUAACAGUCUUGAAAACGAUAUAGACAUGGAUUUGAAUGCCAUUUGUGAAGAAAACAAUGUCGACCCUAAUUCGAAAUUCAAUGUAAACGCCAGUCCCGAUGGAGCUAUUAGUGGUGAAUCUUCACCCUCCUCUGUAAGGUCAACAGUCCCUAAAAAAAAUAGUCCCGACUCUAUGUAUAUCAAAGCCGAAGAUUCUCUCAAUUAUUCACCUGCUCAUUCGACCAAUGAGACUAGUUCUGUUGGUAGGAAUACCCCAGCUACCACAACGUCCACAAAUGAUACAAAUGCUCCGCUCAUGGUAACUCUACCGACAGAACAUGGAUGUGUGGUUAUUCCUUUAAUGGAUGCAGCGGGUAAAAUAGACUCAAACGCAGGAUCCUUUCAGGGUACAUCAUCUAUGUCAACAUUUGGAGCAGAUUUAAAGGGUCUAAUGCCUCGUCAAACUGAGGUAGAUCUAAACGAUGUUUCACCUUCAAAGGCCCAACGACGCCCUGUAGUGGCUCGUUUAAAACGAAACGGUCUAAAGUUUAAUAUUCAAAUCUUCCAGGACUGUCGAGAACAUCCAUCAGAAAUAUCCUUUGAGUUGCCCCCUUACGAGCGAGCUGUCAGCGCCCACCAAAUGUUCGACCACUAUCUUUGUGGAAGUUUUUAUUUCUUCAACGCUUACGAGUUCAAGAAAAAGCUACACGAAACGUAUAAUAAUAUGACAAGCGGUACAAUCAAUUUACCUGAGCUGUUGUGGAUUACCAAAUUAUUGCUCGUCCUCGCUCUCGGAGAGCUUUAUUUUCUUGGUUCGAAAAAGGGUCAGAAAGAAAAGGCUGCUAAUGUAUACAACAAUGGUCAAGGAAAUGGAGACGAUAUGAGCAACUCCAGAAGUGGUGGUUCCAGUCGAUCUGAUUCAGAGGCUGCAAGUAUCAAAGGGUUUGCUGAAAUCCUUUUUUUCAGAAAAGCAUCUUGUCUAAGUAGAAUACUCAUUGACGAGGUACAUAGCUCACCGUCUAUUGAAGGCAUAGAAGUCAUGUUCUUGACGUCUUUUUUCCAUCAAAUAAUGGAUUGGCAAGUAGGUGCUUAUCUUGUCAAUGGUGUUGCUUUAAGAUCGACCCUACUUCUUGGGCUUCAUGUCGACGCUGGAAAGGACUCAUUCACAUUACACGAACUAGAACAUAGAAGAAGGAUAUGGUGGUCAAUCUUCCAUUUUGAUAGAUAUAUUGCCGCUAAAGCUGGCCUACCUCUGACAAUAUAUGAGACAAGCAUCUUUGCUCAGUAUCCCAGAGACAUUGAGGGUACUGACGGAGUGCGAGGCGAGUUUCCAAAGGCAGACUAUAUUAACAGUUUCAUUGAAGUAACAAAAAUCGUCAGUUUCACACUAUCUGAGUUAUAUCAGCGUCAACCCGAUGCUUCCGCUAGUGUUAAUAUUCUCCCCUCCAUCUAUGAAGUUAUGAAUCGUCUAUUUUCCUGGAAGAGUAAAUGGACCGCUAAAUUGGGCAUCAAUUGGAACCCAUCUGGAACCGAAUUUACCAUUUCCAGGACUGCUGCCAAUGUUUAUCAUGAAUAUUUACACUGUGUCAAUCUUACUGUUCGACCGCUACUAUAUCAUUUUGUGCGGAAGAGGAUUCUUGAUCGACAUGAUCAUCCAGGGCCUACUGAUCUUUCGAGCUAUUCACAAAGCAUCAUUACCUUGUUAAAUGCAUCUAUGAGUGCUUCAUUACAAACUAUAGAAUCGCUUCAAUACCUCCUUUCAGUUGACGAGUUUGCCUCUUUUGGUUAUCUUGAUCGUGAGUACUGCUUUUCGUCUGCAUCGACCCUGAUGCUGUUUAUUGUUGCGUUUGGCGUAUCUCAGAUUUGUUCGCCCACGAUAGGCAAGGCAUUACAAUUGUUACAUUAUUCUGAACUAGCUGGUAAUAGCCAUGCCAGUAUACGAAAGAAGCAACUUCUUAAUCUUACUUCCAGCUUUCAAUUCCUCGAUCAGACUUUUAUCAUGGCGGCUGAGGGGGAGAUUGCUCUCGAAAAGUUGAGAAAUAGUUCCAACAAGUCAGAAUCAGAGUCCGCGAACACCAAUCCACCUGUAGGUGGUAUUCCAUCGGAAUCUGGACAACAACGCCAGCAACAGCCUCAACAGGGUCAAGAUCAAGUUACCCAGCCACAGCAAGAAAUGCAGCAACCGCAAGUACCAACAGAGCGUAAUCAAUUUCUUCGUGUGUCGAAUUUGCAGAAUGCUGUGAAUCCCACUAAUAAUGUUGAGGCUAAUUCUGGCCCAGUACCAAUUGACUUGCAUCAGCUUUCGAAUAUUUCGCUCGAUGAAUUUCAAGCUGAAAGUAUAAACUUUGGUUUGGAUGAGGAAAAAGACCUCUGGGAGGAGAUAACGACAGAAGCGUCUUGGCUUGGAAACGUCUCUGAUGAGUUCCGGUCCUUGAUUCAAGACAGUAAUAUAUUUGGAAGCAACGACAAUUUCAAAUAG